AUGGAUUUUACAGCGACCGAUAGCGACUCCGUCAACGAGUCGUUUGCCGCCCUCGAAUGCAUGUUCGACCCGCCCGUCGAUGCGAUCUGCCCUUUCGGCGAUAUCAUAUUGGUCGCAGACGACAACCUCCAUCCGACAACCAAAAUCCAGGUCUCGUCUUGCAUUCUGUCUAUGGCGUCGCCAGUGCUCCGCGCUCUCUUCAGUAAGAAGUUCGCUGAAGGACAAGGUACCUCGAGUGAUGGACCAAAGGAGGUACGGCUGCAAGAAGAUCCGCAGACUGUACUUCGAUGGCCCGUCAAAGGCAUCUUUGACAAGAUCAACCGCCGGAAUGCAAGUUUAAGCCCCGCCGCCUCCUGCACAGCAUACGACUACGACCCUGAAUUCUUCCGCGACAUUACUAAGGCUCUCGUACUCUGCUCAAACAACAUCACGCCGCACUCAUUCAACCCCAGAUGCCACGAUUUCAUCCCGUUGGCGAUGAUCACCACGCUUAGUGCGCAACUUCGAGCAGCUCAAAAUGUCAUGACGCAUCAUGUCAAUGUGGUUCUUCAGCAAUCCUGCCUGAAUGCGUCCCACCUCCUCCCGAUUAACUACAACUACAACUCAAGCACCCUUUGGCAUCUGCUGGCUCGACUUGACCAGGUUCGAGUUCCACCCAUCGUCAUCAACGAAAUGCACUGCAACUGUUUUGCUCUGACUCGCAAGAACUUCGUGAGCCCUGACGACAGUGGUGUGGACCACGAAUCAUCAGAGUGGGUGUGGAAGUCUGUCCGUGGCGAGCGCGCCGGCUGGCAUCAUCGUGUCUCUUGCUUACAUCAGACUCCCAUCGAUACUGUGGGCAUGUACAUCAUACAGCAGGACGAUGUGGAAGUCGCGGCCGAGAACGUUCGCGAUAUUCUUCAAGGCCCAUGUCUUGAUUGCGUCAAGCGUGGCGGAGGAGGAGUGGGCGACCGUGGAAAAAUUGCGAACUUAGCAAUACGUCCAGGUGGGACGAUAGGCCUGAAACAUACUUGGACAUCGACUGCUUCCAUAUGUUGGUUCCAAGGACUGUUGAGAACUCCCAUCUCCCACGAUCGCUUGAUGGAUCCGUUCGCACUCGCGGGGAACCGUCUUGACCAACACAUAGCAGAAUGGAGUAGCAACGAGCAAAGAGCCCCCAAGAUCAGCCGCGACAUAGAGCUCAGGAUGCAGCAUUGGGCUUGGGAGAGACAUCGAUUUCUUACCACCGACGACCUGGGACACAUCACGAAUAUGCAUAGCGAGACAGCACCAGCAAUGCGUCGCUUCAAUACCAAUGCGAUGGAUCAUGAAUGCGGGAUCGAAAUAAUCGACGUUGUCUGCGUGAAGAGCUCUCCAAGCGCCAUCGUUGUUUCGAUUGGUAGAGAGCUCUACCUAAGCGCUGAGGUCAAUGUGAACGUUCAUCGCAGUCAUCAAGUGCAAGGGCUUGGUGGCCCUGGCGAUCAAAGCGCCGUUUGA
Pseudocercospora fijiensis CIRAD86 is the source of this 1476-nucleotide messenger RNA. RefSeq lists its product as uncharacterized. The record is from RefSeq and is a predicted model, not a curated record. Bases 1 to 1476 code for a protein of 491 amino acids. The transcript is spliced from 9 exons. Lineage: Eukaryota; Fungi; Ascomycota; Dothideomycetes; Mycosphaerellales; Mycosphaerellaceae.